This is a messenger RNA of Cynocephalus volans (Philippine flying lemur), 5542 nucleotides long. It is a transcript of the gene FOXRED2, whose product is annotated as FAD dependent oxidoreductase domain containing 2. Bases 92 to 2269 code for a protein of 725 amino acids. Lineage: Eukaryota; Metazoa; Chordata; Mammalia; Dermoptera; Cynocephalidae. The record is from RefSeq and is a predicted model, not a curated record. The transcript is spliced from 10 exons. Gene Ontology annotation, cellular component: endoplasmic reticulum lumen. Gene Ontology annotation, molecular function: monooxygenase activity; flavin adenine dinucleotide binding.
GGCCGCCGCCGUUGCCGCGGCGCGCGCGAGCCCGGCCGGCCUCAGUCGACUGCGGGCUGCCGUCGGAGCGGCUGGCAGGGUGGAGGCUACCAUGGCAAUGAGAAGGGAGCGGGAGCCCCUGGGAAAGGAGACGCUGAAGGAGAUGAGAUGGAGGGGUUCAGGGCCCCUGCGGGGAGCCCCAGAUCCCAACUUGAAAAGAUGGAGUCGUGGCAAGAUGGGCCUCUCCGCCGCGGCGCCGCUGUGGGGCCCCCCGGGGCUGCUGCUGACCAUCGCCCUGCACCCGGCUCUCUCCGGGCGCCCCCACCGGGACUACUGCGUCCUGGGCGCCGGGCCCGCCGGCCUGCAGAUGGCCUACUUCCUGCAGCGGGCCGGGAGGGACUACACGGUGUUCGAAAGAGCCCCCGGGCCGGGCAGCUUCUUCACGCGCUACCCCCGCCACCGCAAGCUCAUCAGCAUCAACAAGCGGCACACGGGCAAGGCCAACGCCGAGUUCAACCUCCGCCACGACUGGAACUCUCUGCUCAGCCACGACCCCCGGCUGCUCUUCAGACACUAUUCGCGUGCCUACUUCCCCGAUGCGGGCGACAUGGUGCGCUACCUGGGUGACUUCGCAGACAGGCUGGGGCUGCACGUGCUGUACGACACAGCCAUUACCCAUGUCACGCUGGACAAGGAUCAGCAGGCCUGGAAUGGCCAUUACUUCACCCUGACCGACCAAAAGGGCCAGGCAUACCAGUGCAGUGUCCUUCUUGUAGCCACUGGUUUGUCAGUCCCCAACCAGGUUGAUUUCCCUGGCUCCGAACAUGUGGAGGGUUAUGAGUCUGUGUCUAUAGACCCUGAGGACUUUGUGGGUCAGAAUGUGCUGAUCCUGGGCCGUGGGAACUCCGCCUUUGAGACAGCAGAGAACAUCCUGGGUGUCACAAACUUCAUCCACAUGCUGAGCCGGUCCCGAGUCCGGCUCUCCUGGGCCACACACUAUGUUGGAGACCUUAGAGCCAUCAACAAUGGCCUGCUGGACACCUACCAGCUCAAGUCCCUGGAUGGGCUGCUCGAGUCUGACCUCACGGAUCUGGCCAUCCUGAAGGACCACAAUGGCAAGUUCCACGUCACCCUGAAGUUCUUCCUGGAGGAAGCCAACACCAACCAGAGCACUGACUCCAUCACCCUCCCUCAGGACGAGAAUGACAACUUUGCCAUGCGUGUGGCCUAUGACCGGGUCAUCCGCUGCCUGGGCUGGAACUUUGACUUCUCCAUUUUCAAUACGUCCCUCAGACUCAACUCAGGGAGUGCAUUUGGCAAGAAGUACCCACUGAUCCGAGCUAGCUAUGAGUCCAAAGGCAGCCGGGGUCUCUUUAUCCUGGGUACCGCCAGCCACUCAGUGGACUACCGGAAAUCUGCUGGCGGCUUCAUCCAUGGAUUCCGAUACACAGUACGUGCUGUUCACCGGCUCCUGGAGCACCGCCACCAUGGCCUUGCCUGGCCCUCCACCAUGCACCCCAUCACACAGCUGACCAACUCCAUCAUCCGGCGUGUGAACGAGGCUUCUGGCCUUUACCAGAUGUUUGGCGUGCUGGGUGAUGUCAUCCUGUUGAAGGAGAAUGCCACAGCAUUUGAGUACCUGGAGGAGUUUCCCAUGCAGAUGCUGGCCCAGCUGGAGACCCUCACAGGAAGGAAGGCGAGGCAUGGGCUGUUCAUCAUCACUAUGGAGUACGGCAAAAAUUUCUCUGGACCUGACAAGGACGUCUUCUUUUAUGACCGGUCUGUGGGGCACACAGAAGAUGCCUGGCAGUCUAACUUCCUCCAUCCUGUCAUCUACUACUACAGACACCUCCCCACUGAACAGGAGGUGAGGUUCCGCCCUGCACACUGGCCCCUGCCACGGCCUGCAGCCAUCCACCAUAUCGUGGAAGACUUCUUGACAGACUGGACUGCCCCAGUUGGGCACAUUCUACCUCUGAGGCGCUUCCUGGAGAACUGUUUGGACACCGAUUUGCGAAGCUUCUAUGCAGAGUCCUGUUUUCUGUUCGCCCUAACACACCAGAAGCUGCCACCCUUUUGCCAGCAAGGGUACAUGAGAAUGCAGGGGCUUGUGAGUACCGAGAGCCUCCGGCAGCACGGCGCGGAGAGCAGGCUCCUGCGGGACUAUGCCACUGCAGGCAGGCCCCUGAAGGACAGCAGCCAGCAGCCAGGUGACCAUGAGCCAGUAGGUCACCACCUGUCUCCAGGAUCUCUGGUCCAGUCCCUUGACAGCAACAAGGAGGAGCUCUGACUGUGGCCUCUUGGGAUAUGGGCACAGUGGCUGGGCUACUCCCACCCAAGCCCACAAUCAGCCCUCUUUCCCUGCAGCCUCAUGAUGUCCCCGAUGUCUGACUGCCAAACCACUCAGAUCAUUUUAGUGACUGGACCAAAGCAACACGGAGUGUGCACGAGGCCUGAAAUGCAGCAAUGGUGGUUUCCUCCCCUGCUGUUCCUGUCCCCCAGUGCCCAGAGGCAGGGUCAGCAGCAAGGCAUCCUCUGCAAGGGUGAGCUUCCCUCCGCAGCCAGGCUUGUCUCCAGUUGAACUGUCCCUGAGCACCAGGCUGGCCCCUCACAAGUGCCCAUCUGCCCCUUUUCCUUCUGGUCUACACUUCAGAUGGACCUGGAUCCUGCCCAUGGUAAAAUCCAUCUUCAUCUUCAUAAGGGUUUGUGCUGGGCACUUUAAAAGAGUUCUAAUAUACUCAACAACUGAAACAGACAGGUGGGGUUGUUGGCCCCCAGACUGCUGCUGAAGACACCCACUCAGAGAGGUUGAGUAACUCUCAGGGCCCCCAGCCAGGAGUCCCUGUCUGUGAUACACUCCUCCCACUCGCUGCCUCGCCCUUCCCACCCCAUGUUCAGCAGGGUUUGGACUUGGCUACGGAAUCCAGGAGGGCUAGUCUGGCUUAUCUUCAUAGGACCAGGGGGCUGUUAUCGUGCAGAGAUAGGACAGCUUCCUGCAAAGGCAUCUUAUCUAAGCAAGUUUCUCCCUGAGCAGCAGAACUCAGAGCUGCUCUCUCCACAAGAUUGCACCCCCUGACGAAUCUUCAGCCUCUGUGUCUUCUUUUCUUCCUAAUCCCUUACCGCUCCCCCACCCUCUGGUAUCUUGAACCAUGCCUUGCUUCUGACCUGCGCAGUCAGGUUCUGUAAAACAGUUAUCCUGCUGCCUUUCUGCAGUGAGCACCCCUUUGUGCUCAUGGUGUGCAAGAAGACAUUUAUAAAUUCUUUUGUGUGGUAACAAUGAUGAAUUUAGUUCCUGGUCCCCUUAGCUGUUCCAUCUCCUCUUCAUCGUCCUUCCUCACCAGGAGUCUGCACUCUCCCACCAGGCGUUUAGUCUCAUUAUAAAUGAGUAAACCAUGGGAAAGCAUUUGUACAUAAGAUAAUCACAGUGAUUUUUCAAAGCCCAGGAUCAUAGGUGAUUGCUUUCUCACUGGUUCUUACUAGUUCUUCAUGUAUCUGCUCAGAAUUCCAGGGACACGAGCUGGCAGGUAAGCUGAGUUGGUUAGAGUGCAACCUUAUAACACCAAGGUCGUAGGUUAAGAUCCCUAUGAUAAGAAAUUUGGAUUUUUAAGUACCAUGAGAAACUAUUGGAAGAUUUUGAUCUGGGAAGUGGUUGUUACAUCUGAGGUUGCAAUCCCAGCUCAUCCAUGCUAGCCACCAAAAAAAAAAAAAGAAUUUCAGGGACAUGGGCUUUCUGGAACCAAAGCCCUUGCAUGGGAACACCUCUACCCCUCUUGGCUAGGUCCAAACUCCCUAAACCACCUGGCCCCAAUGUCUGUCUGCAGACUCUGCUCCCCAGUCAUUCCCAGAGUUACAGCAAUGAAACUCCCACAGCCUUGUCCUGUUGGGAGGAAUUGCUUACCCCAUGAUAAUACUUGGGAUGGUUUGCACAGGGCUGAAACUUCUAAGUUAAAGGUUUCUUUCUAAUCCCAGGAUAUUGGACUUACCAUAUUUCAUACAGACUACAGGUAAAGCAAAAUUGAAUGCUGUCAUUCCACCCUACCUUUUCCAAAGCAUUUCUUUUUAAAUAAAUAUGCUAAUUAGGACUAUACUUGUCAUAUCAAAUCCCCUUACUACAUCUCGCCUACCCAAUUACUAAAGGCUGGCUGAACCACUUGUUCCAAUAAAAGUCUGAGGGGCUAUAACAAAUGGUUUACUGACGCCUAAAUAUGCGACAUCUGCUGCUUUUCCCUCCAUCUGCCAAAUUGUUAAUUCCAUCAAAAUAUCAGCCAGCCUUGUUUUUAGUAAGACAUGAUUCCCUUCUUGCUCAUCUGAUUACAGAUGUCUUUCCUGAUAUUUUUUUGUAAAUUAAUAGUUGGUUUCAAACAGGGAACACCUUUUUCCUAUGAGGAUCAUGCUAUAUUUGCCAAAUGCCCAUCUACACAGUCCCUCCUAGUGAUCCCCCCACACCUUUUUUCAGUCUUGGCCUCCAGGUGCCCACUGCUUUAGGCAAGACGUCUUUGGGUGUCUGCCAUCUUCCUGCCAUGUUGUACUGAAUUCACCUCAUCUACUUUAUUGCCUCAGUUCCUUUUUUUGUCAAGUCUGGACAGCCCAUUACCAGAUCUCAUCCUUUUCAGUUGAACCAAGUUCCUCUUCUAGCUGAGGCCUGACUUCAGUAAUUCCUUCUUUUUUUAAUAUUAUCAAGUUGCACCUUAGAAACUGAGGUGCAAAAUAGACAAAUCAGUGAAACAAUAGGCCAGAAGUAGACCCUAUAUUUUAAGUAAGAAAGAGGUGAUUUUAAAAGGAAUCACAAACCAAUGGAAAGAUUGUGCAGGACCAUGCCAUGAAUAAUGUUAGACCAACUGAUUAGUAAUUUGGAAAAAAAUAAAUCUCAUACUAUACUUCAAAAUUAAUUCCAGAUGAAUUUUUUGAAGCCAUAUAGAAACUGAGGGUGAGGAGUACUAUAAUCAAAGAAAGGAGUUUCCAAGUUUAGAAGCAAUGGAGUAAUUCCACAGAGGAACAGGAUUAACAUUUCCAGGUACACCUAUCUAGCUCCUAUCUAAUUAAUGGGACUAAUGGGACUAUUUUAAAGAAAAUGAUAAAAAGGCAGAACAGCAUGAGCAAAAAUAAUUACAGUAGAACACAACACAAAAAUAAUCAAGAAUUGAUUGAAAUGACAAAAAUGAAGAAUAGUUAAGUAAACUGUCACCCAUUGGAGUAUUACACAGCUCUUAAAAUGAUGGUGGUGAAAGACUGUGUAAGACAAAUACAUAUGUAAUAAAGUGAAGUGGGGGGCUGGCAAGUUAGCUCAGUUGGUUAAAGCACAGCCAAGGUCAUGGGUUCAGAUCCCCGUACCGACCAGCCUCCAAAAAAAAAAAAAAAAAAUGCUGAAGGUAAAAGCAGGAUGUGAAAUUGUAGUUGCAACUACUUGUAACUAUGUAAAAGUAGAAAACCACAUUCAGGGGAAACUAUGAAAGGGAAAUAUCAUGAAAUGUCAACAGUGGUUAUACUGGGUUUGUGAGAGUAGGUUGUUUUUUUUUUUCCUUUUUCCUCUUUUGCCUAAGUUGUGGUUAUACUCUAUAGUGAA